This is a messenger RNA of Ailuropoda melanoleuca (giant panda), 1581 nucleotides long. RefSeq names its product olfactory receptor 13C2-like. Gene Ontology annotation, molecular function: G protein-coupled receptor activity; olfactory receptor activity. Gene Ontology annotation, cellular component: membrane. Gene Ontology annotation, biological process: G protein-coupled receptor signaling pathway. Lineage: Eukaryota; Metazoa; Chordata; Mammalia; Carnivora; Ursidae. The record is from RefSeq and is a predicted model, not a curated record.
AACUGGUACACAUUUGAAAGCAAUCAUAAUGAGAUACCUAUUUUGUUCUAAAAAAUUCUAAUGUCUUACAGGUAAAAGAGAAACAGUAAAAUGGAAUGGGAAAAUCAAACCAUUCUAGUGGAAUUCUUUUUGAAGGGGCUUUCCGGUUACCCAAGGCUUGAGCUACUCUUUUUUGUGCUAAUCUUAAUAAUGUAUGUUGUCAUCCUUCUGGGCAAUGGCACCCUUAUUUUAAUCAGCAUCUUGGACUCCCAGCUUCAUACCCCUAUGUACUUCUUCCUUGGGAACCUCUCCUUUCUGGACAUCUGCUACACCACCACCUCCAUUCCCUCCACGCUGGUGAGCUUCCUCUCAGAGAAAAAGACCAUCUCCUUCACUGGCUGCGCAGUACAGAUGUUCCUUGGCUUGGCCAUGGGGACAACAGAGUGUGUGCUCCUGGGCAUGAUGGCCUUUGACCGGUAUGUGGCUAUCUGCAACCCUCUAAGAUAUCCUGUUAUCAUGAGCAAGGAUUCCUUUGUGCCCAUGGCAGUUGGGUCCUGGAUCAUAGGAGUCAUCAAUUCUGCAGUACAAACUGUGUUUGUAGUACAAUUGCCUUUCUGUAGGAAUAAUGUCAUUAAUCAUUUCUCCUGUGAAAUUCUGGCUGUCAUGAAACUGGCCUGUGCUGACAUCUCAGGCAAUGAGUUCAUCAUGCUUGUGGCCACAACAUUGUUUAUAUUGACACCACUGUUAUUAAUCAUUAUUUCUUAUACAUUAAUCAUUGUCAGCAUCCUUAAAAUUCGCUCUUCCGAGGGGAGAAGCAAAGUCUUCUCCACCUGCUCCCACCUGACUGUGGUGAUAAUAUUCUAUGGAACCAUUCUCUUCAUGUACAUGAAGCCCAAGUCUAAAGAGACACUUCAUUCAGAUGACUUGGAUGCUACUGACAAACUCAUAUCUAUGUUCUAUGGGGUUAUUACUCCUAUGAUGAAUCCUUUAAUCUACAGUCUUAGGAACAAGGAUGUGAAGGAGGCAGUUAAACACCUACUGCGAAGAAAUGUGUUUAACAAGUAAAUGGGAAAGGGACAGGUAAUUUUUAUAAUCACAACAUGGCAAUCGAUUAGGGAAACCAAAGAGCCAAAUAGAUAGGUUCUCACUGCUGUGUCAAAUUCAUCUCUCAAAGCUCUGAAGCUCUAAAAUAUUUUUGAGUGCAGUCAUAAUGAAAAUAAGUAAACAAAAUGUCCAUGUUUUAGGAGUCAAUGAUUGUAGUUUGUUCUUGUUUUUGUUGUUGAAGAGCUUGAUUGUGAGGGCAAGUAGAGGGGUUGUGUAAUAAUGAGAGAGAUUUCUAGACAGGAAAAAGUUACGCUUGUAUUAAAACCUUUAAAAUGUUUUUUUUAUAAGAUUAUUUCCAAAACCAAUUUCAUACUUUCUUACUUACUUUACAAGACAAAAUGAAAACUGGUUUCAGAUUUUUAAAACUCAGUUAAAAUUAUGAAUUUACAGUACUGUAAUUACAAGAACAGUUUGAUUUACUUGGAGUCUAUUCAAGUAUGUAAUGCUGAUUCUCCUCUAUGUAGCUGUAUAAUAUUAAACUUUUGGUUCUAGAAUCAU